Messenger RNA from Mauremys reevesii (Reeves's turtle), 3439 nucleotides. It is a transcript of the gene KLHL1, whose product is annotated as kelch like family member 1. The record is from RefSeq and is a predicted model, not a curated record. Bases 1 to 2190 code for a protein of 729 amino acids. Gene Ontology annotation, molecular function: protein binding. The transcript is spliced from 11 exons. NCBI's taxonomy places the organism in Eukaryota, Metazoa, Chordata, Testudines, Geoemydidae.
AUGUCAGGCUCGGGCAGGAAGGACUUUGACGUGAAGCACAUCUUGCGCCUUCGCUGGAAACUAUUCAGCCACCCGUCGGCGCCGGCCGGGCCGGUGGGGGGCGGCUGCUUGCAGCCGGACGGCAGCUUCGAGCACUGGGGGCCGAGCCAGAGCCGCCUGCUGAAGAACCAGGAGAGGGGCAGCAGCGCCUUCUGGAAGAAAUCAUCUUCCUCCAGCCCGCUCAACGGGACCCUGCUGCCCGCCACCAGGCAUGGGCCGGGCCAGCGGCCGUCGCCCAGGACAGUCUUCUACGUGGAGACCCUGGAGGAAGAGGAGGUGCGCGGCGGGCUGGAGCUCACCCGAGAGCAGGAGAAGUCGCUGGUGCUGCAGGAGAUGAAGGAGGAGCCGGCGGACUGUUCGGACUGCAGCAGCCAAGCAACAGGUGAAGGAUGUGGACACAGGUUGUCAGCAGCGGGCCAUCCCCUGACACCUCAAUGUGAUAUGGACUCCAGUAGCUCUGAGGAGUUCUAUCAGGCAGUGCACCAUGCUGAACAAACCUUCAGAAAGAUGGAAAGCUACUUGAAGCAACAGCAACUCUGUGAUGUUAUCCUGAUUGCUGGGAACCGUAGGAUACCUGCACAUAGGCUUGUUCUUAGUUCUGUCUCUGACUACUUUGCUGCCAUGUUUACAAGUGAUGUUUGUGAGGCCAAGCAAGAGGAGAUCAAAAUGGAAGGAAUAGACCCUAAUGCGCUGUGGGAUCUUGUUCAGUUUGCAUACACAGGUUGCUUGGAAUUGAAGGAGGACACCAUUGAAAACCUUCUGGCAGCUGCCUGCCUCCUUCAACUCCCACAAGUAGUAGAGGUUUGCUGCCAUUUUCUAAUGAAGCUUUUACAUCCAUCCAACUGUUUGGGAAUACGAGCAUUUGCUGAUGCACAGGGGUGCACAGAUCUUAUGAAGGUGGCUCACAGCUACACCAUGGAGAACAUAAUGGAAGUUAUUAGAAAUCAAGAGUUUUUACUACUGCCGGCUGAGGAACUACAUAAACUUCUUGCCAGUGAUGAUGUGAAUGUUCCUGAUGAAGAGACUAUUUUCCAUGCCUUAAUGAUGUGGGUUAAAUAUGACAUGCCGAGGAGAUGUAGUGACCUCAGUAUGCUGCUUGCCUAUAUCAGAUUACCAUUGCUUCCACCACAGAUAUUGGCUGACCUAGAAAAUCAUGUACUUUUUAAGGACGAUUUGGAAUGUCAGAAGCUAAUUCUGGAAGCUAUGAAAUACCAUCUUUUACCAGAAAGAAGAACUCUGAUGCAAAGUCCAAGGACUAAACCUAGAAAAUCUACAGUUGGAACACUAUAUGCUGUUGGAGGAAUGGACAACAACAAAGGUGCUACAACUAUAGAGAAGUAUGAUCUCAGGACAAAUAUAUGGAUCCAGGCUGGAGUGAUGAAUGGCAGGAGGCUGCAGUUUGGUGUGGCUGUCAUUGAUGACAAACUCUUUGUUAUUGGAGGCCGGGAUGGUUUAAAGACAUUAAACACUGUUGAAUGUUACAAUCCAAAAACCAAGGCUUGGACUAUCUUACCCCCAAUGUCAACACAUAGGCAUGGUUUAGGUGUUACAGUACUUGAAGGGCCUAUUUAUGCAGUGGGUGGCCAUGAUGGCUGGAGCUAUUUGAACACGGUUGAGAGAUGGGAUCCACAAAGUCAGCAGUGGACAUUUGUGGCAAGUAUGUCAAUUGCCAGAAGCACUGUUGGAGUGGCAGCAUUAAAUGGCAAGUUAUAUUCAGUGGGAGGUCGUGAUGGAAGUUCUUGUUUGAGUUCAAUGGAGUAUUAUGAUCCUCAUACAAAUAAAUGGAAUAUGUGUGCUCCGAUGUGUAAGAGAAGAGGAGGUGUAGGUGUGGCCACAUGUGAUGGCUUUCUCUAUGCAGUUGGAGGCCAUGAUGCUCCUGCUUCUAACCACUGUUCCCGACUGCUGGACUAUGUAGAAAGAUAUGAUCCAAAAACUGAUACUUGGACAAUGGUGGCUCCAUUGAGUAUGCCUCGAGAUGCAGUUGGUGUCUGUCUUCUUGGUGAUAAAUUAUAUGCAGUGGGUGGAUAUGAUGGCCAGACAUACCUGAACACUAUGGAAUCAUAUGACCCUCAAACUAAUGAAUGGAUGCAGAUGGCUUCCCUAAAUAUUGGAAGAGCUGGUGCCUGCAUCGUAGUCAUCAAGCAACCGUGACUUUGUCAGCACUGCUUUGGAUUUUACUGACUGUGAAAUGUUUAUUUUUCUAUCAGACAAGAAUGAUAACUUUGUGAAAAAAAGGGUUUUCAUAGUGAAUACUCUGUUGAUCACAAAGUAGAGGAAAUUUGAAAAUGGGAAAGAUUAAGGAUUUAUGCCCUGACCAGUCAUUCGAAACUGUUCAGUCAGUGAACAAGAAAAAAUCAGUCUGUUGUAGGAGCAAAUGUGUAAACGUACCACAGUAAGUUCAGGUACUGUUCUUGAGAAUGUGUACUGCAGAGCUGCAUAACUGGAAGCACCCAGGGCUAACUCUUCAUAAGGAGCAGAAGGGAUAGGAGAACAGUUUUCAUGAAACAAAGAGGUUUGACUGUGGAACCAUCACAGCACAUUCAGUUACUUUUUCAACUUUGGUUUUAUUAAUAGGAAAAGUAGACAUAACGUGAUGUUUUUCUGACAAAAUCUUAUCUUCAAAGGGGUCAUGGCUUUCCCAGUUAGACAUGUGGUUAGACAAGAAGAGGGAAUCAGUUCUUAUUAAAGUAAAGAGGAAAGGUUGAAAGGUCUGAAUAUGUGAGCACUCCUACUCGUUCAAAAUGAUUAAGCUGCUUCUCUAUAGUCUGAGGGGAAGUAAAUGAACAAAAUAAAACAACACAAUGCUUGUUUCAGUAAUGUUGGACUGUCCCUCCUUGUCAGAGUUGAGAAUCAGAGAUUGCCCUGAAAUCAUAUCCUGAGAAUUAGCACAAACUCAAUGCAGAAAGAAGAGCAAGCUUUUUAGUCCCAUUGAGACUUUGUGGCAAAAAAAUAUGAGUCCAAGGACCUGUCUCAUAAAUCUACCUUAAUCUUGUAUUCAAAUCAAGCAUGUGGGUUCUGGGCACAUUAAAUUUUUUAUUCAUCUUCUGCAUAUAGAAGCCCCUGGAAGCCUGAAAGACAGCUACUUCUAUUCUGUUCUAUCAUUUAACAGAUGAAACAUGACUCAGCAAUGGAAAUUUCUUUUGCCUAAGUUUGAUAGAAGCCUCAUUGCAGAUAGACAAGAGGGAUAAAAAUGUCAUUACAUUUUCUUUUUUUCAAAACCACACACUCAACUUUCCCUGAUUCUAGAUGCCAUAAACCCUUCCAUUUUAUUACUGAAAGUUAUUGCAAGUAAGGGAUGGAUUAGAAAUGUAUGCAAGUAGAAUAAGACAAUAUUAGACCAUCAUGAGCUAAAGCAUUCUGUAUAGAAAAUGUACUAGACCCUUGUGUGCUUCCUGUUAAG